Molecule: messenger RNA, 1743 nt
Organism: Daucus carota subsp. sativus
Lineage: Eukaryota; Viridiplantae; Streptophyta; Magnoliopsida; Apiales; Apiaceae
Product: protein EXECUTER 1, chloroplastic
Exons: 10
Coding region: 121-1449 (442 amino acids)
Biological process (GO): response to singlet oxygen; singlet oxygen-mediated programmed cell death
Cellular component (GO): thylakoid membrane
Source: RefSeq, a predicted model, not a curated record
CAAAAGACAUUUCUAGUUUUGGUCAGCAUUGGCACUAGAGCCUGCUGCUACUCACCCUUUGUCUCUCACUCUCUCGUUCUUGCGUGAUCCGACUCACCUACCGCCAUUUUUCCACUUGCAAUGGCUGCCGGUAUGAAAAGGAGAAAGCUGUUGAUGACUUUCGGGAACUCAGUAUCAACUUCUAACAUAUUUACUCGUAUUGUUUCUUAUGCUCGCUCCACCUUUCUUACUUCUCGCCAUCUUCUUCCCGGAAACCACCAUCAUCAUUCCGAUGCUUCGCUUGAUCGACAACUCGAUGGUUGGUGGGUUGGAAUUUCCGGAGAAGCAAAAUAUCCUUCUGGUCAAAUUGUUCAUAUAAGUGCGGAGCAGGGGAGAUACUUGGCAAGAAGUUAUAGUCCUUGGCAGCUCGCAACAGCCAAAACUGGAACUCCAGUAUUUGAGAUAUAUGCGAUUGGUUCAGAAGGUGAAUACAAGGAACAGGCCAUCUAUAUAAAGCAUAAGGAAGCUUGUCCAUAUUCAUCAGGGUCCUUACAGGACAUGAAGGUAUGUAUUGGCAUGUUUCCCUUGACAAGACCAAGUAGUAAAACCGAUCAGGCAAAUGGGGCUGCAGUGGAUUCACUCGUAGAGAAAGCUGCAGUAUGCUCUGGCUUUGUUGUUGGUGACAUUGUAGAGAAGGUUCCUGGGACUCACAAUAAAAAAGUAGUUCGGGUACCAGCAACAUUUGAGAGAAAAGAAAGCUUCUUAUUCUGUCUGACGCUGGAAGGAGACCAAGAUCAAGAUGUUUAUGACGACAAUGAUCAUGAAGUUUAUCGUACUACACACCAUGAUUAUUUUAAGUUUGUUGAAUUUAUUGGCAUAGGGACACCCAUGAAGAAUAUUUCACCGAAGGAAGACAAAGAUAGAUAUAUUUCGCUCCUCGUCAGCCGGGCAAGAAACCAACAACCGCUUCUAUCUCGAAUAACAAACUUCAUUCGGAUUGACAUUCCAACAUCAUCUGAUCCUUUAAAUGGAUUAUAUAUUGGUUCAAAUGGUUAUCUCGCUUCAGAAGUCAUUCAAUUGAGGAAUUUUUAUGCUCCUUGGCACGAGGUUGGAGGCAUAGAGAAUGUUUCAGAGCCUGAGUUGUGCAAAUAUGUUGAAGCUGUGAAUUUGACUGGUGAUUUUGAUAUGGCAGCUGGCCAGGUGAUGUUCCGGGCAAAAGUUGGGGAAAAAUAUAAGCUUCGUCCAGAAAUCGAUCUUGAAGAAAUGUAUGGAGCUGUUGAUCUCUACAAAGGAAAAGGGAGGCUUCCUGGAUUUCAGAAUUCUGAAUGGGUGGAUGUCGAUGUUUUGAUUAUCGGGGAAGAGCAUUGCGAAGAUGGAAUUGCUAUUGCAGUUCUAUAUUCAGCUCCUGAAUAUUAUUUCUUGAAGUUUUUUAAGCAGCUGAAUCUGCAGAGCUUUCAAGAAUCUCACUAAUUUAAAUUUUUAUUUACUGAUGUUUGUUAUUCUGAUCAGCUAAUGUACCUAUCGAUUCCAAAUGUGAAGUUGAAGGAUUGGCACUGGAUCAUAUUGGUAGCUUAUUGAAUUUUUGUUACCUUUUUGCGCUACUUUAUCCGGCCUCGUUAUUUAGGAGAGAAGUCCCUGAUCUUGAAAAUAGGUGUUGAAAAAAUUGAAAAAUUCUACAAAUUCCAAAAUUAUUAUUCUCAAAAAAAUUUAGAUGUAAUAAUAAUGGACCAAACAUCAUUUUUGAUUGAUAUCAUCCAAAUAUUA